Messenger RNA from Etheostoma cragini (Arkansas darter), 2161 nucleotides. RefSeq names its product NIM1 serine/threonine protein kinase (gene nim1k). The coding region runs from base 59 to 1510 and encodes 483 amino acids. Gene Ontology annotation, cellular component: cytoplasm. Gene Ontology annotation, molecular function: ATP binding; protein serine/threonine kinase activity; tau-protein kinase activity. NCBI's taxonomy places the organism in Eukaryota, Metazoa, Chordata, Actinopteri, Perciformes, Percidae. The transcript is spliced from 5 exons. Gene Ontology annotation, biological process: intracellular signal transduction; microtubule cytoskeleton organization; protein phosphorylation. The record is from RefSeq and is a predicted model, not a curated record.
UCCACCACCACCCCUAGCCAUGAGCUAAGCCCACACAACCCUGGGCGUCCCUUGCAGGAUGACUGCCGUCUGCCCCUUUGAGAGCAGCCCAGAGGGGGCUGAAGCUGGGGCUGGGACAGCAGGCUCUAGGGUGCCGGGGGUAGCAGGCCCUGGUGGGAGCAUCUCAGUUUCUGGGGCAGAGACCGGGGCGUCAAAUGGAGACUCCGUCGGAGGUUCCGUUAGAGGAACAGCUGUGGUUCCUGGUGGCCAAAGGUACACCCGCUGGAGCCGCCAGGACAGCUCAGACAUCAACACAGACGAUGAGGGAGCCACCAUCCGCCGCCUCACUCCCCUGGAAAGGCUGAACCUGGAUAUGUGCCAGGAUGAAAGGGUGGUCCGCGAGCUGACUUUGGGCAGAAGAAUCGGCUUCUACAAAAUUCGAGGAGAGAUUGGCUGCGGAAAUUUCUCCCAUGUCAAGCUAGGAAUCCACGCCCUCACCAAAGACAAAGUGGCUAUAAAGAUCCUAGACAAAACCAAGCUGGAUCAGAAGACCCAGAGGCUGCUGUCCAGAGAGAUCUCUAGCAUGGAGAAGCUCCACCAUCCCAACAUUAUACGCCUCUAUGAGGUGGUGGAGACGUUGUCCCGAUUACACCUGGUGAUGGAGUACGCAGGGGGAGGGGAACUCUACACAAAAAUUACUACAGAGGGGAAACUUUCUGACCUCGAUAGCAAGAUCGUCUUUGCUCAGAUCCUCUCUGCUGUUAAACACAUGCAUGAAAACAACAUCAUCCACCGUGACCUGAAGGCAGAAAACGUCUUCUACACCAGCAGCUCUUGUGUCAAAGUGGGGGACUUUGGCUUCAGCACCCUAAGCCGCCGCAGCGAGACACUCAACACGUUCUGUGGCUCUCCGCCUUACGCAGCGCCUGAGCUCUUUCGUGAUGAGCACUACGUUGGCGUCUUUGUAGACAUCUGGGCCUUGGGGGUGAUGCUGUUUUUCAUGGUGACAUGCACCAUGCCGUUCAGGGCCGACACUGUGGCCAAAUUAAAGCGAUGCAUCCUAGAGGGGGCCUACGUCCUGCCCUCGUGGGUGCCGGAGGCGUGCCAGAGGCUGAUCAGGGGAAUCCUGCAACCCAUACCAUCUGAGCGUUGUACAGUGGAGCAGAUGAUGGGCUGUGAGUGGUUGCUCCCUGUGGACUUCCCGCACGCCAUGGAGCCCUUUAAACUAGACCCAUCCUACCUAGCCGAGACCGAUCCAUCUGACCUUGGGGAGGAAGAGAUGGAGGUAAACGCGGCACUGGAGACACUAGGUAUCACCUCAGAACACAUCCUCAACAACCAAGGGAAAGACUGCAGGAGCUCCAUCACAGGGGUCUACAGAAUCCUGCUACAUCGGGCACACAAGAAACGGGCUGUUGAGAGCAUGCCGGCGGUCAAAAAGGUGGUCAGACCAACUACAAAGAGUAAAAAGGAACGGCUAAAAGUGUACCGUAGUUUAAGGCACACAUCUAAACUCUGUGUGAUUCUGUGACAUAACGCUCUGCUAUGCUCUAGAAAACCAUUGACUUUAUAGUCCGGGAUGAGAUUGCAUGGAUUUCCUUACAACUAUAUGCUUUUCAGGCCAGCAGUUUAAAUUGAAAUCAUGGUAUAUUAUCCUACUCAGCUCUUGAAAUCUGGGAUUUCUUACUUUAAUCUCUUUCUUGUAGUUACUAAUAUUAGUCUCUGUGAGAAGAUUGAUGGCUGCAAAUCAUUGUUUUCUCCCUUUUUUGACACGGCCAGGGACGUGUAAUCUAAUGAAAAUAUCAUGAAAUACAAUUUAUUUAAGUAAACAUAAUGAUGAUUAGAUGGCAUAGACAACUUUUUAUUUUGGUCACGUACGCAAGAUAUUUAUAGCCUAUUUUAUGCUCAGUUGUGCUGGAACACCAAUAAACCCUGUGAGAAAUCAAUGUAGCAUAAAUCUUAAAUAAAAGAGUUAGAAACCCAAUCGUUAAGCGGAGGUGAUAAAUUGGUGAAACAUGGUGUCUCUAAUGCUGAAUUAGACUUUUCUUCAUUGCCUUAGUUUUCUAUCAUGUUAUGAAAUCAGCCAGACUGGUUUGUAAUCCUUAAUGUUUAUGAUGACAUGACAUAUAUCUCUAUGAGAUGUUUCUGCUGUUAGACGGAUUUACCUGAAUUUCCUUAAUCC